AGUUUCCCAGCAACUGUUUACAGUGAAAACCAUGAGGUCCGGACUAUUUAAAGCAGAGCAAGAGACUUUCUGGUGCAUUCUCCUCUUGCCUGAAGAUGUGGCACCUGGGUUUAUUCACCCUCCUUGUUGGGGCGUCAUUUGCUUCUGAGGUGUGUUAUGAUGAGCUGGGCUGCUUUGAUGACAUGGCUCCGUGGGGAAGCACUCCACAGAGGCCACUUCCUGUCCUGCCCUGGACCCCUGAAGAGAUUGGCACUCGCUUUCUGCUUUUCACCAAAAGGAACCACUAUUACCAUGAGAUUAAACCUGAUAAUACAAUUCAGGCCACAAACUAUAACAGCGCUCUGAAGACCAAGUUCAUCAUUCCUGGCUAUCUGGAGACAGAAAAUGAGGACUGGCCACAAGAAAUGUGCAAGGUCAUGGUAUCGUGGGAAAAUGUGAACUGCAUCGCAGUGGAGUGGAAGAAAGGUGUGAAGACUCAGUACGCCCAGGCUGCCAAUAAUGCCAGGGUAGUAGGAUCCCAGGUGGCACACAUGACCGCGUUCCUCAUGGUCAAAUUCAGACAGACGUCUGACAAGUUCCACAUCAUUGGACACUGUCUCGGAGCUCACGCUGCAGGAGAUGCUGGGCAAAGGAUCCCUGGAGUUGCACGCAUCACAGGACUGGACCCGACCGAACCUUACUUUCUGGACACGGAUGCCUCCGUGCGCCUGGACACUAGUGAUGCUACCUUCGUGGAUGUCAUUCACACAGACGGACUUCCUUUCGGCACCAAACUUGGUCUUGGUAUGUCCCAGCCUGUGGGUCACAUCGACUUCUACCCUAAUGGAGGAGAGGUGAUGCCCGGCUGCUCCGCUAACAAAGGCAGUGUCUCUGAUCUGGACGCUGUCUGGGAAGGUAAAAAGAAAUUCAAUUCCUGCAACCAUGUCCGAGCUCACCAAUACUACACCGAGAGCAUUGUCAAACCCCAAGGAUUUGUGGCUUUCCCCUGUGCUAACAAGGACGCUUUUGCUGCUGAAAAGUGUUUCCCGUGUAAAGACGGCAGUUGUCCAACGAUGGGCCACAGAGCCGACAAGUUCCCUGUCAGCGGUGAUUCAAGGACAAGCUACUUCCUGAACACAGGGGAUUCACAGCCCUUUGGCCGUUACAGCUAUAAAAUGAAAUUAACUCUGGCUGGUCCCAGCUGGCCUAACCCUGGUUACAUGUAUGUGUCACUGACUGGAAACAGUGAAAGCACUCAGGAGUACCAGCUUCAUGUAGGAACACUGAUGCCUGGGAGAACCUAUGAGUUGCUGAUUGAUGCCGAGGUGGACGUGGGGGAUGUGACGGAGGUGAAGUUCCGCUGGAGGAACCACAUCCUAAACCCCAUGAGGCCCAAAUAUGGAGCAUCUAAAAUUGAACUGCAGAGAGGAAGAGACGAGAAGAUAUUCCUGUACUGCGGAACAUAUAACGUGAAUGAAGAAGUGGUCCAGUCUGUGCUCUCCUGCCCAGUGUGACGGUCAUAACCAUCGUGUCUAUAAGGUCCUUUUCAGUAAACAUCCAGUCGAUACCUUCA
Messenger RNA from Cynoglossus semilaevis (tongue sole), 1552 nucleotides. Its product is annotated as inactive pancreatic lipase-related protein 1-like. Gene Ontology annotation, molecular function: protein binding; lipoprotein lipase activity. Lineage: Eukaryota; Metazoa; Chordata; Actinopteri; Pleuronectiformes; Cynoglossidae. Gene Ontology annotation, biological process: lipid catabolic process. The record is from RefSeq and is a predicted model, not a curated record. The transcript is spliced from 13 exons. Bases 96 to 1493 code for a protein of 465 amino acids.